AAAAAAAGCUGUUGUAUUACAUGUUGACUUUCAGCUUGAAAUAACAAGUGGCCACAAACAUACAAACCAUUGUAGUCUGUGUCAUUAUUGAUGUUCAAAAUAUUGGCUCUUAAAGGCUUAGUGUCUUCUGUUACUGGUCCAGUUAUUACUAUUGACUACUACUUACCUGUGCUCUGUUAUUACAUCGUAAUAAGGGUUACAACAGUCUUCACAGUUAUAGGCCCAUUGUUAGUAAGAGGAGAAGAACACUUAGUAGCCAGACUAAUGACUGAGUCUAGCUUACUCAGACCAAUGACUGAGUAAGCUCAUGUCACCUGUGUCACUUUAACUCAAACUGACAAACUGUUCCUAUGAAACUAUGUGUUUUCUUUACACUUGCAGGUGAAUUUCCAAUCAGAAAAGUGACAGAAAACUGAAGCAACAAUGAAUGCCACAACCACAUCAACAGCAACAAUCCUAAACUCAACUCAAUGUGUUGAUAUUGGUGCAAGUGCCAUUAGUGACCUCAAGAUGGCUGUUUACAUCCUGGCUUUUAUCUUUGGUUUGAUCUUCAAUGUGCUGAUGCUGGGUCCCAUUUUUCGAGAAGUGCAGAGGCAAAAUGUUAUGGGCAUCUUCCUGCUAAACCUGUCCCUCUCAGACAUGCUUUACCUCUUCACCAUACCUCUUUGGAUCAAUUAUUACCGACAGGACCAUCACUGGAACCUAGGUGUUAUGAGCUGCGGUUUUGCCGGCUUCUUCUACUACUCCAACAUGUAUAUCAGCAUCUACCUGCUCUGCUGUAUCUCUGUGCACCGCUGUUUGGUGGUCACGUACCCGCACCGCUCCAAAACCCACCGUACAUCAUAUUACGCCUGGACACAGUGCGCCAUUGUUCAUGUUGUAGUGGUGGUGCUGCACAUCGUGUGGCUGAUCUAUGACAAUCUCAAAGAUACCCAUGAUGAGGAAAACAACAAUGACCGUUGUUAUGAGACCUAUCCCAUGCAGAGGCCUGUUGCCUUGUUCAACCUCCUCCGAGUGGGCUUUGGCUUCCUGCUGCCCCUGCUGGUGUUGACUGUCUGCUACUGGAAGAUACUAGCCACUGUAGGCCAACGUCCCCACCUGAAUGCCCAAGCUAAGAGGAAGGUCCGCAUGCUGUCUUUUGGGGUAAUUGGCAUCUUCUCAAUUUGCUACGCUCCAUAUCACAUUAUCCUGCUCGCACGCUCACUAGUCUUCUACCAGAGUGACAACACCCAACCUGAUGGAAGUUACUGCCAGUUUGAACAGAAGAUGCAUUUCUUCUUCUCAUGCACACUGGCACUGUCCAGUCUGAACUGUGUGAUGGACCCUCUGUUGUAUGUAUUUGUCGGUAAUGGAGUCCAAAAGGAGGUGACUCUCUGCUGGAGGAGGAAUACAGGGACGGAGAGAGAGGACUGUGUUCUAACUAGACAUAGUAGAGGAAAGCCUAAUAGCAAUUAAAUAUGAAAAGUAAGCUGCAUAUGUGAUAUAUGGGUAGAAAUAUCCACCUGUGCACUUGUAUGCAUAUGUGUGUGUAGAUGUGCAUGCAUAUGAUUAUGCAUAAUACUGUCGCUGUACUCAUGUCUUCAUCUUCAGUUUUAGUGAGUGAGUAGCUGGAUUAUUCAUAUCCCAUCAACCCUUCGUAUACAGACAAUCAGAAACCACAUUGCCUCAUUUGUCUGUUUUUAUCUUCCCUCAUAUCCUGCACAUAGAAGAGGGGGUCAAAUGCAUCCCAAUUAUUCAGUUAGGGGGAGCAAAGUUAUGGUUUUGCUACGUCAGUUUUUGUCUUUUUAAAAAUAAACUUAUCAUCAUACAGUCCCCACAAUCAGAUGAUUAUAUUUCAGCAGCCUAUAUCAAUGAUCAUUUUUCUAUUUUCAGCAAAUGACAAACACAAGUAUAAAAAAAUCUGAUGUUUUUAGACCACCCCUUGAGUGGUUUCAGUCCAACCCAUCGUGAGAGACAGACAACUUGUUUAGACUUCUGCAAAAUACUCUGCUUUAGUUUCAGCUUUAGUCAGAUUUUGGUUGGAAUUAUUUUUAAAUAUGAUGACGCAUCACAUGUAGAUCCCUUAGAGUAAGGGGAAGUAAAGUCUAGUCCUCAACUACAAUGGCCCCUUUAAGUCUUGAGGAGUAAAAAUCACCUUCUGAGUUAUGCAUUAAAAUAGUCCUUGAUUUAAGAUAAUGUAGGUUAAAAUGAUCUGCUUCUGAAGUUAUGAUUAUUCAUUCCUGUUUAAUAUUACAACUACAUCAGCUAGUGGUGCUAAUACCUACCACUAGAACCUGUGUGUGGGAUUGGAAUUAGAUAGUUGUUGUGAGUCCAUAUUAUUUGUGCUUUGUUGCAAUAGUUAGACUUUGAAGAUGCCUUGUUAGUAUUGAGAACAGCAAUAGAAUCAAAAUUGCACAAAAACAUGCUUUUGUCCAAUGCAAAUAUUAAAACUGUUAUUUCACUCACCUUGUUACAUCCUUGUACUUAUUUAUUUGUUCUUGGGUGGUGUCAUGAUCCUGUCACAGUCUGGCUUUAUGUCCCUUGGUUGUCAUUCUCCACCAGUUCACCAGU
This is a messenger RNA of Thunnus maccoyii (southern bluefin tuna), 2550 nucleotides long. RefSeq names its product G-protein coupled receptor 4-like. Gene Ontology annotation, biological process: negative regulation of G2/M transition of mitotic cell cycle; G protein-coupled receptor signaling pathway; G1/S transition of mitotic cell cycle. Lineage: Eukaryota; Metazoa; Chordata; Actinopteri; Scombriformes; Scombridae. The record is from RefSeq and is a predicted model, not a curated record. Gene Ontology annotation, cellular component: membrane. Bases 424 to 1455 code for a protein of 343 amino acids. The transcript has a single exon. Gene Ontology annotation, molecular function: G protein-coupled receptor activity.